AUGAGCGGCUUCGAUGGUGGUCGGGUUUACUACAGCUAUCAGGGCCAGGAGGCACCGCGUGAGCCGCUUGAAGAAGGAACUGGCUUAGCCGACAAGGAGCUGGUUGACCACUUCAAAAAAUUUAUUCAGACUUACCAGAUUGGUACCACCAGGGACGUGUCUGAGCGGCGCCUCUAUGCCGACGACCUGUAUGAGCGCCGAACACAUCUCCACGUAGACCUCAAAGAUGUCCGUGCCGCCUCCCACCGCCUGGCUGAUGAGCUCGAGGAGCGGCCGACCGAGGUUCUGCCCUUGUUCGAGGAGGCCGCCUACCAGGUUCUUCAGGACAUGGUGGCGGCGGACGAGGAGGGCAAGCCCGUUGAGGUUCAGGACGUACAGGUUCUGCUGUACAGCUCCAUUCCGUUGGCGCAGAGUCAGGCUAUGUCCAUCCGCGACCUGGAGUCGUCCCGAGUAUCAAAGCUGGUCCUGCUGACGGGCAUCAUAACGGCGGCGUCGAAGCCAAGGCACAAGGCCACCUACCUGACGCUCCAGUGCAAGACCUGUCGGGGCACCAAGCGCGUGACCUGCAAGCCCGGUCUGGGCGGCGCCUACAUGCCCACCUACUGCGACAUGGCGGACCGUCGGGCGCCUGGAGCGGCUGGCUCGGAGGGCUGCGGCCAGAACCCCUUCGUGGUGCUGCCCGAGGGCUCCAGCUUCGUGGACCAGCAGACGCUCAAGCUACAGGAGAAACCCGAGGAUGUGCCCACGGGUGAGCUGCCUCGCACGGUGAUGCUGGUGGCGGACCGCCAGUGCUGCAACAUCGUCACACCCGGAACCCGGGUCACCAUCACCGGCAUUUACAGCACAUACAAGGGCAAGGCUAUGGACAAGGGCGCCACCUCUUUGCAGCAGCCGUACAUUCGUGUUGUGUCAAUCAUGCAGGAAGCGGGUGACGCGCACAGCCGAUUCAAAUUCACCAAGGAGGAGAUCCAGGCGUUUGAGCAGUUCGCGAAGCAGGACGGGCUACACGACGAAAUCUUCGCACGCAUCGCACCCAACAUCUACGGAUCCCCGGACAUCAAGCGCGCCAUCGCCUGCCUCCUGUUCGGCGGCUCACGCAAGGUUGGAACUGCGGUCUCUGCUGGGCACCGUGGGUGGUCUCUUCCCGACGGCACCAACCGCCGUGGUGACAUCAAUGUGCUGCUGCUGGGCGACCCCUCGACAGCCAAGUCCCAGUUCCUCAAGUUCGUGUCCCGGGUGGCGCCAAUUGCGGUGUACACCAGCGGCAAGGGCUCCUCGGCGGCGGGUCUCACUGCAACGGUGGUGCAGGACGCCAACACCCGGGAGUUCUACCUGGAGGGCGGCGCCAUGGUGCUGGCGGACAACGGGGUGGUGUGCAUCGACGAGUUCGACAAGAUGAGGCCAGAGGACCGAGUGGCCAUUCACGAGGCCAUGGAGCAGCAGACCAUCUCCAUCGCUAAAGCGGGCAUCACCACCAUGUUGAAGAGCAGGACUUCAGUGCUGGCAGCAGCUAACCCGCCGUCCGGAAGGUACGACGAUCUGAAAACGGCACAGGAAAACAUCGACCUGCAGUCGACCAUUCUUUCCCGCUUCGACCUGAUCUUCAUCGUCAAGGAUGUGCGCGAGCACGAUAUCGCCAUUGCGAGGCAGGUGCUAGACAACCACCGGCUUGGUGGCGCCAUCAAAGCGCGCCGUCAGGGCGCCGGCUCGGGAGCGGCAGGUGACGUGGGCGUCGGCCAGGAGGCGCAGGACGUGGAGUUCCUGAAGCGCUAUAUCCACUAUUGCCGCAGUCAGUGCUCCCCCCGAGUCAAUGAGGAUGCAGCCAAGCGGCUGGCGGCUUUCUACGUAGAGAUCCGCAACGAGGCCCGCGCCCAGGCCAACGCAACCGACAGCGACUCCCCACCGGUGCCCAUCACCGUACGGCAGUUGGAGGCCGUGGUGCGUAUCGCUGAGUCGCUGGCCAAGAUGUCGCUGCAGCCUGUGGCUACCCUGGAGCAUGUCAAUAUGGCUAUAGAGCUGUUCACCAAGUCAACCAUGGACGCGGUCAAGAGCGGCCUCACGCAGACGGAGUUGGGGGGGGAGCAGCAGUUGGGUCACGUGCGGCGGCUGGAGGAGCGUGUCAAGAGGCGGCUGCACAUCGGCGCAUACAUGACCACACGGCGCCUGCUGGAUGAGAUGGUGGCGCUGGGUGAGCCGGAGAGCCUGGUGCUGCGUGUGCUGCUCACUAUGGCGGCAGCGGGCGAUGUCAACCUCACCCGCGAGCGCACCAUGGUGCACCGCGUCAGGUAG
Messenger RNA from Volvox carteri f. nagariensis, 2289 nucleotides. It is a transcript of the gene mcm5, whose product is annotated as minichromosome maintenance protein 5. Gene Ontology annotation, biological process: double-strand break repair via break-induced replication; DNA replication initiation; DNA replication. Gene Ontology annotation, cellular component: MCM complex; nucleus. The coding region runs from base 1 to 2289 and encodes 762 amino acids. Gene Ontology annotation, molecular function: 3'-5' DNA helicase activity; single-stranded DNA helicase activity; DNA replication origin binding. The transcript has 17 exons. The record is from RefSeq and is a predicted model, not a curated record. Lineage: Eukaryota; Viridiplantae; Chlorophyta; Chlorophyceae; Chlamydomonadales; Volvocaceae.